This is a messenger RNA of Sarcophilus harrisii (Tasmanian devil), 7559 nucleotides long. It is a transcript of the gene GSK3B, whose product is annotated as glycogen synthase kinase 3 beta. Gene Ontology annotation, cellular component: nucleus; axon; glutamatergic synapse. The transcript is spliced from 13 exons. NCBI's taxonomy places the organism in Eukaryota, Metazoa, Chordata, Mammalia, Dasyuromorphia, Dasyuridae. Bases 440 to 1774 code for a protein of 444 amino acids. The record is from RefSeq and is a predicted model, not a curated record. Gene Ontology annotation, biological process: extrinsic apoptotic signaling pathway in absence of ligand; insulin receptor signaling pathway; regulation of neuron projection development. Gene Ontology annotation, molecular function: ATP binding; tau-protein kinase activity; beta-catenin binding.
UCCGCCGCUUUCCUUCUUCAUUGACUCAAAAAAAAAAAAAAAAAAAGAUCCCCGAGGAGGAAAAAAAAUAAUAUUCAAAGUACUGAAAUUCCAAUCAAGUAAAUUCUUCCCUCCUCUUUCUUCCCUCCUCCGUUUUACCUGAUAUUUUUCAGGUUUUUCUCCCUUCCCCCUCCGAAGGUGAAGGGGGAGAGGAAUUGUAAUUUUUUUUUUCCCAGCCCCAAAUCAUCUAUAUAUAAAAAUCCAUAUAUUAUCCGUCUUGAAGGAGGAUAUAAAUCGAUCGUUUGGUUUUAUAUAGCUCCAUAGAAGAAGUAAAAAGCCAAGAAGAAAAAAAAUUUUUUGAUCUGUGUGUGAGCUUAAUGCUGCAUUUGUCAUUAACUUACACCCCAAAAUAAAACAAAAGGAAGAAAAGGAGGAAGAAGGUGAUCGGGAAAGAGAGAUCAUGUCAGGGCGGCCCAGAACCACCUCCUUUGCAGAGAGCUGCAAACCAGUGCAGCAGCCUUCAGCUUUUGGCAGCAUGAAAGUUAGCAGAGACAAGGAUGGCAGCAAGGUGACAACAGUGGUGGCAACUCCUGGACAAGGUCCAGACAGGCCACAGGAAGUCAGUUAUACAGACACUAAAGUGAUCGGGAAUGGGUCGUUUGGUGUAGUGUAUCAAGCCAAACUUUGUGAUUCAGGAGAACUAGUUGCUAUCAAAAAAGUACUGCAGGACAAGAGAUUUAAGAACAGAGAGCUCCAGAUCAUGAGAAAGCUAGAUCACUGUAACAUAGUCCGAUUGCGUUAUUUCUUCUACUCCAGUGGAGAGAAGAAAGAUGAAGUAUAUCUUAAUCUGGUGCUGGACUAUGUUCCUGAAACAGUAUACAGAGUUGCCAGACACUAUAGUCGGGCCAAACAGACGCUCCCUUUGAUCUACGUUAAGUUGUACAUGUAUCAACUGUUUCGAAGUUUAGCCUAUAUCCAUUCCUUUGGAAUCUGUCAUCGGGAUAUUAAACCACAGAAUCUCUUGCUUGACCCUGAUACAGCUGUCCUAAAACUUUGUGACUUUGGAAGUGCGAAGCAGCUGGUUCGAGGAGAGCCCAAUGUUUCAUAUAUCUGCUCUCGCUACUAUAGAGCACCAGAGUUGAUCUUUGGAGCAACUGAUUACACCUCUAGCAUAGAUGUAUGGUCUGCGGGAUGUGUAUUGGCUGAACUGUUGCUAGGACAACCAAUCUUUCCAGGAGACAGUGGUGUGGAUCAGUUGGUGGAAAUAAUCAAGGUCCUGGGAACACCAACACGAGAGCAAAUUCGAGAAAUGAAUCCAAACUACACUGAAUUCAAAUUUCCUCAGAUUAAGGCACAUCCUUGGACUAAGGACUCGUCAGGAACAGGACAUUUCACCUCAGGAGUUCGGGUCUUCCGACCCCGAACUCCACCUGAGGCAAUUGCAUUAUGUAGCCGUCUGCUGGAAUAUACCCCUACUGCCCGAUUGACACCCCUGGAAGCUUGUGCACAUUCAUUUUUUGAUGAAUUACGGGACCCAAAUGUCAAAUUACCAAAUGGGCGAGAUACACCUGCACUCUUCAAUUUCACCACUCAAGAACUGUCAAGUAAUCCACCUCUGGCUACAAUCCUUAUUCCUCCCCAUGCUCGGAUUCAAGCAGCUGCUUCAACCCCUACAAAUGCUACAGCAGCUUCAGAAAUCACCAACAACAAUUCAUCAGUCACAUCUGCAAGUUCUUUCAGUGCCCUGGAAUGUACUUUUGGACCUGGUGACUUGAGCCUCACUGAGAGCAUUUAGCUCUUACCAUCUCUUCAGUCAUUGUGUAUCCUUUGAUGCUAAUGCAGGAGAUCGAGGACAGACCAAUAACGCAGCAUCAGCUUCAGCCUCCAACUCCACCUGAACCAGCACCAGGCAGCCAGCUGUGCAGGAAAACUCGCCGGCCACUUGGGUUUCACUCAGCAACACUGGUCACGUUGGGAAAGAAAAUUAAAGAGAAAAAAAAACCUUGUUCAUUUUAGUGUUCAAUUUUUUUAUUAUUGUUGUUCUUAUUUAACCUUGUAAAAUAUCUAUAAAUACAAACCAGUUUCAUUGUAUUCUCACUUUGAGGGAUUUCCAGGGGCUUGGGAGGGGUCGUAGGGAGGGGACAAGCGGAGCAAUAGAACAUGAAAUAACUCCCGCGACAAUCUUUUUUUAAGGAAAGUCUGCUGUUGUGUACUCUUAAAAGCAGGACUCUUGCCUCAUGCCCCCUUCCACAAACGAAGAAUUCUGUGCUGAAGUUUUGGGGAAUUUUCUUUUCUUUUUUUCAGUCAAAGUGUCAGACAUUGGUAUAGUGCACAGCUUGAAUUUGGUUGGAGCUUAGCAGGUGUAAUUCAUUGGGGGCUUCAGUGUUGCUUGUAAAAUUAAUCCAUAUCCUAAGGUAUUUGAAGAAUUGCCUUUGGCAUGUUGGGGUGGGUGUGGCAGAUAUAAUAUAAAAUGUGUCACAUUCAUCACCAAGGGAGGCAAUUGAGUUUCAAGUUUGGAGCUACACUUGGAAUGUUUUCAGGGGGUUUGCUUAUUUUUUUAAAAUUUUGCUCUUACAUCAGGGUGAGAGAAACCUACAGUGUCACACAUGAUAGAAAGUUGUCAGAUGAGAAGAAGCAAGCCAGAGCUUAGCUCUAUUAGCCAUACAAGAGGAUGCUUGUUUGGCUAACUGAAGGCUUUCUGCCUAAUCUCAGCCUAGCUUUUGAGUAGUGAUCUAGAAAGGCUAAGGAAAGAAAAGUUAGGUGAGCAGCUUUGGUCUGCAGAAGAAAAAAAAAGCAGGUGAAGAACUGUGUCCUUUGGGAAGGGGACAGCUUACGGGCUCUUUGGCAAAUGGCCACUGUGAAUAUAUUUUUCCAGGUUUUGCUCUAAAAUUGCUUCCCUUGCAAAGAUACACCAUGAGAGGACACUAUAGUUUAUAAUGUGAACUGUAACAGUCUACUGGUUUAUUUUUCAUAAUUUUUUAUUGAAAGUUGAGCUUGCAAAUUGCCACAUUCUAUACAUAGUUCUAAUUUUAAAUCCAAAUCUAGAAUCUAUAUUUAAUUUCAUUCUUUUUUAACCUCAUGCUUUUAAAUUUUUAUUUAUUGAUGCAUGUCAGAUACGCCAUUAUGAUAUUAAAAUGGUAAAAAUAUUAAUAAACUAGUCAUCAAAAUUAUAUAAAAAGUACUUGUACCUGCUGACUUAUAGGAAAGCUGAUUAUAUAAAUGUGUGUAUAUAUAUUAUAUAUAUACAUGUAUACAUAUAUUCAAUACUGCUUUUUUAUUUUUUUGUCUACAAUAUGAAAAUUGUCUGAUUGAAGCAUGAGAAUGCUUUUUUUUUUUCCAGUUAAUUAUCUUGUUCUAUUUUCUUUCUGUAUCAGUGAAUGAUGUCAGAUUCAAAGUCUCUGUUUUUGAAGUAAAAGCAAUAUUCCUUGGAAAGCCAGGAGGGUGGAUGGAUUAUAUUUGCAAUGUAGAAAUAGUCUUUUCAGAAUUGGUCUGUUUUAUACUUGUGAGUUUGGUGUCCAUGUGGGCCUUAUAUACUCACUAAAAUGAACCUUAGUCACCUUGGUGCUUAUGGGCCAUUACUUGACCUGUGACUCUUUAAGGCACAAUCAGUUGUAUUUUACAUUUAAAGAUCAUUUUAAGUGAUGGCCCCUUCCCUCCUGCCUACCCUUUCUCAAACACCUUCCAAGGAUAAACUAGCAACAACAGGGCUGGCUGCAAAAUUACUGCUAGGAGGCUAGUCUUUCUCUGAGUGUGCAACCUGCUCUUGGACCACCCUCCUCAUUACUACAGUAAGUCAUGUAGAGAUUGAAUUUCUCACCUUCCGACUCAUUUGGAAGAAGAUUAGUCUCUUAGUUCUGGAAAUGGGCACAGACAGCUCUACUGCCCUCCUGUUGGACAAAGAGGAGGGUGUCUGAGAAAUGGUUGCUUCCUGCUGAGAGGAACUGAUACCCAGAAAGAAAACUAUGAGCCAUCUUAGUUUUCACUCGUUAAGCUAUGCUUUCGGGGGUGUUUGAAAGUGCUAGGUAUGUGAUAGUACAGGAAAGAAACACACACACACACAUACACAUACACCCCAAAAAAAAAACCCUCAAAAAUAUUCUGAAUUUUGAUUAGCUAUUACAAAUAAUUAGAAUCUGAAAGAAAUCUGAAUUUAUGAAACUUGCCAGCAGAAUCCCCUAAAGGGAAGGAGGGCUUUAAUAAGUUUCCCAAAAGAAUUUAUAGAAGAUUUAAAAGGCUGAUUAGUGACUAAUAAUGGAUAUGCUUUAAAACAAUGCCUAGCCACAAAUUUGGAAAAAGACAUUUCUCUGGACUUGGAUAGUAUUUUCCAAAGUCCAUAAAAUCACUGCUUAUAUCAGGAAACACUUGUGUCUUUUUUUCCCUAAGGAUGAGAGGAAGAAGAGGAGGAGGGAGUAAGAGGGAAAUGUAAGCGCUUUUCUCUCAUUUUUAUUUUAUUUUAUGUGUGUGAGGGCUGAGGUCCGAUGAUUUUACUUUCUCAAGGAUCAUGGCAGGAUCACAGAACUCUUUUAUACAAGUGAGAUCCAGGUCUCUGAAUAUCUUUUUGUAAAUAAUAAUAAUAAUAAUAAUAAAAAGCUCCUCACCAAAUUCAAGCUUGUACAUUAUAUUUUCUUUUGAUGUUUUUAAAUUUAAGUUUUAUUGUUUUGUAUGUAAAUAUGUGGACCCAGGAACUGUUAUUAAUGAGCAAAAAGUUACUGUUCAGGGCAGUGAUUCUGUUUAAUAAUCAGACAAAAUGUAGACGAGCUUUUUAAAGCCAUAUAGUUUUAACUCUGUACAGUAGGUACCGGCCUGUAUUAUUGUAACAAUAACUCUAGCAAUGUAUAGUGUAUCUAUAUAGUUUGGAGUGCCUUCGCUUCCAUGGUUCGUUUUUGGUUUUGUUUUUGGUUUUGUUUUAUAAUUUUGUUUCCCUUUUCUGUGUCCCCAUUCCCUCCUUUAACUAAUGUCUCACAAAGCAGCAUUUAACCCUUCCCACAGCUGUUAUGAGUGCUGUUAAGGUUUCAGUGAUACCAUGCUUAGUAGUGGAAACAGAGGAAACCAUGUUCUAACUCGUUUUACUCACACCCUGACUUUGUUUUGGCUCUGAAUGUUGGUUUCCUCCCCAGUAGCAGUGACCGGUUUCAUUAUUUCACACAUUACCCUCCCAGCACCAAGUUGCCCUAAAGCUGGGGCAGGGAUCAGCUAGAUUAGAUUUUGCUCGUCUUUCCCCAAGCCCUACAUCUAGGGAUCUUGUAAACAGCAGAUUCUGGGAGCCUUCCUUCUGGUUCAUUUUCUCUCUCCUCUUUCCCUCCCUUCUUCCCUCCCUUCCUUCCUUCCUUGUUUCCUCCCUUCUCCCUUUCCCUUCCCCACUGAGAGAGAGAAUUUGAUUUUAUGAAUCAAAAAUAUCUUCAUAGGACCACAACUCAACAUAAAAAUGGUUCAGAAUGUCACAUCGUAAUUACUGGUGGCUACAAUGUGUAGGACAUUCCAGUUAAGAUACUGUUGUUUUAACAAGAACUCUUAGCUUGCUCCCUUCUUGCCACUCUCACCCCUUCCAAUAAAAUGUCAUUUAUAAAUCUUGAUUAAAAUCAGUUUUAUUUUUAUGUACCCAGCACAAAGGCUUUUUUUUCUUAAGGAAAAAUACAAUCAUUUGUUUUGCCUCCAAGUAUUCCAUAUACAAUGUCUUGAAGAGAAGAAAGAAAAAAAAAAAAAAACUUUACCAAACCAAAGGUUGCUAUUUUUGACACAUCUUGUUGUUCAUUCCAGCAAGGCAAAAGACGGCACCUUUUUUUUCUGGUGACGUGACAGUGAUGUAAUUUUUUUGUUUUGUUAACAGUCCACUCGAUUUUUAAAAAAUAUAUUUUUUGGUUUGUUUUUUUAGCAAAGAAGUAUGGCAGUCAUUUUGUCUGCACUAAUGCAAAGGUUUCUGAGAAAACUAUAUUCUCUGACCCUGUGGAUAUCAAGACACUGGUAUUAUUAUGUUUAAAAUUUCUUGCCAUUUCCUUUUGAAGAAUCUAACUUUAGACAUUCUUUAAAAAAAAAAAAAAAUUUGGCCAGUGCUAGACCCCCAAUAAUUGACAUUUUGUUUUAACAAAACAAUUGCAUUGGGUUCCUCCAGUUCAUGUUUAGCAAAGUUCUAAAUCUUGGCGGAGCCAAACUUUUCCCCAUACACAAAAAACAAGCAUCCAUUACCAGUAUUUUAGUCUUUUCUGGUAGAAACCUGAGCCAUUGAAAGUAAAACAGACAACUUAGAAGCACAGACAAGUAACCAGACCAGGGCCUGCCUUUCUGAAGUUUUGAAAAGUAAUCCCUGGGGUUCAGAUUAUUUUCACAGGGGUUAUGCCCAAUAUUCAAGUUUUGUCGCUCCAUUUUGCACCUCUGCAAUAAAAGCAAAAUGACAAACCAUGCAUAAGGGGUUAGCUUGAAAAGUAGCUUCCUUGUGUUAAUUCAUUCUAAACUUUUUUAUAUAUCUGUCUACAAGAAGAUGCAGAUAGAUGUAUGAAAAUGUGCUUGCCUGUAAAAUUUGCAUUUAUAAAUGUGUUGCCGAUGGAUCACUUGGGCCUGUACACACACCGAUUAGCGUGACCACUUCCAUAUUAGAAACAGAAAUCUAAAUAUAUAUAAAUAUAUAUAUAUAUAUAUAUAUAAAGGACUGUGGGUUGUAUACAAACUAUUGCAAACACUUGUGCAAAUCUGUCUUGAUUUAAAGGAAAAAGCAAAACCUGUAUAACAUUAUUACUACUUGAAUGCCUCUGUGACUGAAUUUUUUUUUUUCAUUUAAAUAUAUACUUUUUUGUGGACAGUAUGCUUAAUGUUUUUUUUUUCCUUCCCCCAUUCCCUUGUAAAUACAUUUUGUUCUGUGUGACUCAGUUUGGAAAUAGUUAACUGGUACUGUAAUUUGCAUUAAAUAAAAAGUAGGUUAGCCUGGAAAUGAAAUUCAAAUUCAGAAGUGUGUGGUCUUUAUUUCGAUUCCCAGCCCUCUUUCUUUGUCCUCUCUAAUUUUCCACUUCUCUUUUGACUGCCAUUACCUUUCCUUUUCCCUAAAUUAAUGAAAUAUACAUUUUUGUUAACAAAAAUCAAGAUGUAGAUGUAUUUUCUCUCGAUUCCCCUUCCAAAUAAACUGUUAUUUCAUUGCCUUGUCCAAGGGGUACAGUUUAUAUUUAGUAUGUUAUUGGAUUUGAUAAAAAAGGGAUUUCAGCAAACUGUUUUUGAAAAGAAAAUGUCCAUUUAAAGGGAUAAAUAACAAAUUGUAAACUGCUGGCUUUGAACACUGUGCUCUUGGUUUGGGGGUAACUUUUUUUUUUUUUAAAGAAGUUUGAUCCCAUUGAUAAUGUUACUGGGUGGUGGUUUUGUAGACUUUAUGAACACCAUUUCCAGUGAGGCUGUACCUCCCAAUAAAUCAACACAUGCUGUGUUUGAGUCUGGUGAUUUCCAAUCCUGGAUGCUGUAUGUAAACACAAUAUGUCUAUUAGUACAAAGAAAAACAUCAUUUUCAGGGCUGAUUACUGUGGCCAAUUCUGUGACCAUCCUAAAAUCUAGAUGCAAGGUCAUGUGACUUCACUGCUUCAAUAAAACAAAUUUAUAUUGGA